Molecule: messenger RNA, 6117 nt
Organism: Symbiodinium sp. CCMP2456
Lineage: Eukaryota; Dinophyceae; Suessiales; Symbiodiniaceae
Source: the annotation of a GenBank genome assembly
AUGGACGGCAAUUGCCAGCAGAGAUGCGGUGAGACUUUGAAUUGCCACUUUUAUACAAGCUGGAGCGAUGCCCGAUGCCAAAUGGCAGAAGCUUGUGACGCAGUGUCCGAGCCGCGGGCACUGACCUUCCAGAAGGCCAGGGCACGGCAGCGAGCCGUGCAAGCCUUGCAAGUCACCUCAGCAGAAGGCGAAAAGGCCGUCGACUUGGACUCUUCUCCGCAAGCGGCGAUGCAGGACUUGAACCACACUUCCGAGUUCGAAAUGCCAGAUUUGGCCGACGCCGACAUCUUCGGCCCCAAUGCGUCGAUGCUGCAGAGCCUUCGCGACUCGUCAGCCUCAAACCGCCGGCGUUCCAGCUACGUCGUCAUGAGCUACAACCAGUACAGCAGCAAUCAGCAGCCUCAAGGCAUCUGGAAUCCUUACAAGCACGCCAAGAAUGAGUUUCACAACUACUGUGGCUCGAAGGGCGAGCCCGUGACGCUCGGGCAGCUCUAUAACGACGUGUCCGUCACUUGCAGCGGAUUUUAUAGCGGCCAUCAAGACUGCGGGUAUGCCACCUGUGGUCAGGGUGAGGUCAUUGAGCAGAUCGCUUUUGGCCGGACCGCGACAAGUGGCAAUCAUCCGGUUCUCACCUUGCGGUGUCGUGCAAUUUGCGGCAUCAAGCUCGAGCACGGUUGCUACUGGACUGCUGGAUCGCACCAAACGGCCUCGGGCUUCUGGACGAAAGAGUGGCGGAACGGUCAUAAUUGGGAAGGUCCUUCAGUGGAUGGGCCAGCUUGGGUCUACAUGGAUGUCAAUUGGUGGGGCUGGGCUACCGACCCUCGAAGGGAACCCCUCCUGGUACAUCACCAGAACGACCGAGUUCUUACAGGGAUGGCAUACUUCACAAAGGAGGGCUGGAUGCUGCGAUGGUGCAAGACGGGGCCUGUCAAGAUGCACCAGUCCACCAACUUUCCUUGGCAGAGUGAGAUCAACAAGGAUCCGGAGAUUGAUAUGCCUCGACUUCCCGUUACAAACUGGAUGGUGUACCAGAGGGUCGAGAGUAACAGGCACUUCUGGGACCAUUUCUUUGCUCACCAUUGGUCCUUCGCAUACCAGCAGCAGCGGCUCUACUGCACCGAGACGCCCGUGUUUGGCCCCGGCUGCAGCGCCUGCGAGGCGGGGACGGUUCCCGUCACCCCCGGCUCUGACGAAUGCGUCGCCUGUGGGACGGGCCUCUACACCGACAGGAAGGGCUGGCCUUCGUGCAAAGUCUGCCAGGUGGGCUACGAGACUCGCCGCCGGAGGGCACAAAGCUGCGAGCCAUGCGCAGCGGGCAGGUACCAAGAUGCCUUUUUGGUCGCGCAAGGUCUCAGCUGCAAGAGCUGUCCGGCCGGCCACUUCUCCGAUGCUGGCGCCGCCGUGUGCGCGGCUUGUUCCAGCGGGAAGUUCGCCGCCAACCCGGGACAGUCGGAGUGUGAGACGUGCUCCCCGGGGACUCAGUCUUAUCCUGCGGCUACGGCGUGCUUCAGCGAUUGCCCGUGCAGUCAGGCGUUCAACUGCACCUGCAGUUUCGGGCAGCACCUCUCCUACAACGUCACCGUGCCUGUUGCUCCCAAAGGAACACAGUACAAAGUCCGGAUGAAGUUUAUCGGGGACAAGAUCAGCUCUUGUCGUCUUAUGGACAAGCCUGUGACGGAUCUCGACAUGAACAGCUCCUGCAACGAGGCGAUGGAUGCGACCGGCUCCAACUACAGCGGGUGCCAAGACAGGACCACCUCGGGACGCUUGUGCUUGGCCUGGAGCGCCCGGCUGACCGAGCUCGAGGACAGGAUGGGAAAGGCGCUCAACCAGAGUGAGAGAAUGGAAGCAGGGAUCGAGUCGAGCUUCUGUCGCAAUCCCGACAACUCUUCAACCAUUUGGUGCUACGUUCAGGAUGAUGAGGUGGCCUGGGAGUAUUGCCAACCGAAGGUUGAGCGUGUCUUCGAGACAACCAUGAGGCUGCUGGGCUUGGGCUCGGCCACGAUUCGCCUCUCCGGCGAUCGCGAGACGUGCAGGGGCCUCCAGGAGUUUGCGGUGCUUCAUCCCAUGAAAGCAACCUGGGGUACGUGCAGGAGCAGUGCAAGUCGAGACACCUGGCGCAUCCUGCCCGUGGCCGCAUCACCAGGACGAGUCUUGCUCCAGUUCACUGGCAAUGCUCGGCACUUGUGCGCUGGCCAGGAUGGCCAAAUGCUCGACUGCUACGAGCACGACCUGAACCAGCUGGUGCCUAUGGAAUCUCUCCACGAAAGCAUCAGCCAAUGGACCAUGAAGGAGCAUGGGAACGUGGAGCACCGCUGUGGUAUUGAAGACCAUUCCACCUGCUAUCCUGUUACUGCCAGCUCGAAUGGUAACCCUUUGAAGCUCUUGGUCUCCAUGGGGAAGGUGGGAGAUCCAGUUGGCCAGCACUUCUUGUCCAAGGUCCAGCUCAAGAACACAUCAGUGCCCGGCCAGUUCCGCUACAGCUAUUGGAUGGCCAGCGGCGUCUUUGAUUCUGCGAACUGCCAUGACCUGCAGACAGACUGCGUCCAGGCCACAGACUCGGAGCUCUACCAGCUUGAGGCGCAUCGCGUUCAAUGUGGAAGAGGCCAAGCUCUGCAAUCGGUGGCUUUCCAAACAUGUCCUCAGGGCUACCAGUAUGCUUAUCGCUGCUGCGACCUGCACGGCAUGGGCGGUUGCGAUCUCGAGCUGACGCCAUGGACGAAGAGAGAGCCUUCGGUUCAAGGACGCAUCGAGGCCUUGGCGAAGCACGUGAUGAGCUGCAAGGACAGCUGGGUGCUGAGCCACUUCGUCCUGGAGGCGAAGGAUCCCGGCGAGAGCAACUCGGAGGUCAGAUUCUUAUACACCUGCUGCGAGAUCGCACCGCACGAGCCUCUCUCCAUUAUCGGGGAGAAAAGCCCCCUGCCGCUUUCCUACGCGAACUUCGAGGGCUUCUACUUCCCCACCUCUCGCGUGGAGGGUCGGCUGCUCUAUCACAUGGACCAUGCCUUCGAUCGCCAAGCCGCCGCCGCCGUUCGAAAUUUCAGCUUCGACCCGCAUCACGGCCACUGGUGCCUCUUCCAAGAGAAUGCAAGCUGCGUGCACCAGGGCACACCUCAUCCUCUGCAGCUCAUCUCCGGCGCAGAGGAUCCCUUUGAGGUCACCGCCAUGGGGCCAAUGAAGAGCAAGCAGGAGCCAGGGGCGCCGAUGAAGGAGCUCAAGAUUGUGAAGUUCAAGCUGCCGCCGCGCAUGACUCAGCGAAAGCUGGAGAAGCUCGAGCUGGAGGAUGAGGCCAUGAACCACUUUCAGCCUUCCCGAGAGCUGGCGAGCUAUGACCUGAACAUGGUUGAGAACUGGAUGCCGUCGACACCGAACUACCGCCCUUACUGCGCUCUACGUGAUCCGAAGCAGUGGGAGACUUUGGACGACUUGAAGAAGGAAGAGGAGUCUGACUGGGGGGUGGACAAAAGGAACCGGCUAGACGAGCUGAACCUGAAUGAGAACUUCAUGCGCACCGCGGAGGUUUCUUCGACGGAGCACCCCUGCUUUCACUACUUCCACGACCUCGCGCUUCUUGACAACGAGCUCUACAAGACCGAUUUCGAUGUAUCCCGGCUCCUGAAGUUCGACGAGCUCCAGUCCUUCGCGUCGCCGAUGAGGAAGACGUCGACGAGAAUCCGGGAAUCACGGAGGGAGCAGAGAAAAAGGGAGGACAAGAAGUCGGAGAAGAGCAAGGCCAAGAUGGACAACAUGAUGAACAAGGAUGAAGGCAGCCCGAGCCCGUCGCCGACACCUUCAGGUAAAGCCAAGAAGAAGGACAAGUGGGAAGCGAACGAUGUCUACGAAGGGGUAGACCAGGACAUCGACACGGCAGAUCAAGUCGAGAAGGGAGAGACGUGGGCAAAAGCAUCCGGGAAUGCCAACUCCUUCCUCUCGCAUCCGGAAAGACCGGAUCCCCAGCUGUUCGGCACCGUCCCCGAAGCCAUGGAGAAGUGUGCGGAAAGGCAGGAGAUUCGAGCUCAAAAGUUGGCUGAGCAGGAGGUGAAGCAUGAGGUCAAGCAGAACUACUUGGAUCUCACGACCACCGGGAUCCUGGCUAUCUGCGGGGUGAUCCCCGACUUCGGAAAGUUGGCGGCGCCCCUGGGCCUGGGUGUGGACUUCUCAACUCGCUUCGGCGACAUCUGCUCACUGAUCGUGGAGUUUCUCAGCGAGACGACCAGCUUCGGCUUCAGCCAGUACUGGAGCGCCCAGCAACGCUACUACGGGGAGAACGAGGCUUACGACACCUGCUCGGAUUACACCGACGGCCAGAUGUUCAAGACCUUCUGCGACAUGCACUGCAUUGAAGAUGCGGUGCUGAAGGGAAACUCAGCCAUCCUCAAGUCUCUGAAGACACAGGAGACCCACGUCGUGACCACGCUGCACGACAUGCUGAAGUGGUAUACCACCGAGCUCUUCGACAAGCUGAAAGAGACCCAAGAUCAGAGCUCUCAGAACUUCCUUGAGCAAGAGCGGGUUCUGAAGGCAUAUUUCGAGCAGAUGGCCGACAUGGAGACGGGCUACGCGAACCAGGUAAACACGCAGAUCGACCAGUUGGGUGUGGAUAUCAACAGUCGUUUCAAGAGCAACGUGGAUCACCUCAACGUCCUGCAGAAGCACCUGAAGACAGUGAACGACAACAUCAUCAGUCUGGCCAACUGGCUGGGAAACCAGCCUAUGUUUGCCACCGACGAUGACCACAGUUUCACACCUCCCCACUCCGUCCUGCAGGGUGCGGACCCAUCGAGGAUCGUUGACACCAAAGGCAUCUCAGUGCCGAAGCCUCCACACGUGGAAGCGCAAGAGAACUUUGGCGCGGCACAGAUGGCUUUGGCCGACCUCCUGGCUCAGAUUCACCAAGCUUAUAGUGUGGACUCUGCGAGCGACGAGGAGCAAAUCGUACCGCUACUCUCUGGUCUUCAAGCGGAGCUCCAUCAACUUCGCCAUCAGCUGCUCCCCUCGCCGGAGGCAGCCGUCAACGCCAGCCGUGCGGUGGUGCAGGCCCUGCGGCAAGCUACGACCGGCCUUGGGGCAUUGCCAAAGCAAGGCGUGGAGGCGACGUUCCAGCGACGAAGCCAAGUGGCCCUGAAGCCCGCAGUGCGACGAUGGCAGAAGCAAGCGUUGGUGGUGGCGGGUAUUUCCUCCGGCCUUUCGCAAUUUGGUAUGAGUCCAAGCUUCACGGGCGCGGACCAGGAUGGCCAGCAGGACCGGCGCUACGACUACCAGAAGCUGAUGACGUCAAUCCACCGUGACGUCAGCGAGUACAUCCAGAAGGCCAGGGUGCACGUGAACGCCCACAAGAGCACGCUGCUCCAAUUGCUAAGUGCGAAUGCCACGCAGAGCUGCAAGUCGAGCAUCGUGGAGACGGGCCGCCUCGUUGCCGAGAUGCAGCGCACGGAGGAGGACCACGUUCUGUCGCUGCUACGCACCUGGAAGACCUUGGCUGAGAACCUGGACUCUUUGGCAAACCUCCUGGUGGAAGGCGAACUUCUGCAUUCCGAGCUGCACCGAGCGGCCGUCCUUGAUGAAAGUGCGACGGAGGCCUUGCUGGCCGCCGCGGGAGACAGUGGUAGCCUUGACUUGGCCGCCUACCUCUCGCUGAUCGAGGAGUCGCUUGCGCGAAGCUUGAGCAGCAAACUGCUGCCCUUCAUGAAACAGCUCUCGCAGGCCUUCGAUCUCAGCCAGUUCUUGGCCGACAUGUGGGUUUUCGGCUCCUUCGAUGUGCCGGAGAACGAGCUCACGCUCGUGCAAACGGCCUGGAGCCGCGCAGCCAAAACGGCGCAUGGACUCUUGGGCCAGAACUCCUCGAUGUUACCGUUUCGGUUGCUGCGAUUGGCGGUGGACAGGGCGGAGGAGGCGAUGUCCAGCAACCUCUUCAUGGCUCCGGACGUCUGCAGCGGCGGGAUGCAGCUCUGGAACAUGACGUCAGGCCAUGCGCUGGUUUUCGACGACAAGGGCCGUUUCUACGAGUGCGAUUUGAAGAGCGGCCACUUGUCACCUCGUCGUCACCGAUACAGCAGUACGGCUAUCAACGACGCCUUCUCCUCACUUCUUCAGCAACUCAACAUGCGCAUGAGCUGA